Molecule: messenger RNA, 5060 nt
Organism: Paralichthys olivaceus (Japanese flounder)
Lineage: Eukaryota; Metazoa; Chordata; Actinopteri; Pleuronectiformes; Paralichthyidae
Source: RefSeq, a predicted model, not a curated record
AUGAGGGUGCUUCUUCUAGCUCUUGCUGUGGCUCUUGCAGCAAAUUCCUAUCAGUCAUUAUAUUUCAAUAUUAUUCCAGCCCCAGAAUUUGCUCUUGGAAAGACCUACGUGUACAAAUAUGAAGCAGUUCUUAUGGGUGGCUUGCCAGAGGAAGGACUGGCAAGGGCCGGACUAAAAGUCCGGAGCAAAGUUUUGAUCCAUGCUGCCGCUGCCGACAUCUUCAUGCUGAAGCUUGUAGACCCUGAAAUCUUUGAGUACAGUGGAAUUUGGCCCAAAGAUGCUUUCAUCCCGGCCACCAAGCUCACCUCAGCCCUGGCUGCUCAGCUCUUGACACCCAUCAAGUUUGAGUAUGCUAACGGUGUUGUCGGCAAAGUGUUUGCCCCGGCUGGUAUCUCUGCAACUGUGCUGAAUAUCCUGAGGGGAGUCCUUAACAUCUUACAGCUGAACAUCAAGAAGACCCAGAACGUGUACGAGCUGCAGGAGCCUGGUGCUCAGGGUGUGUGCAAAACCCACUACGUCAUCAGUGAGGAUGCAAAGGCUCAACGCAUUCUUCUCAGCAAGACCAAGGACCUGAACAAUUGUCAGGAGAGAAUCAUUAAGGACAUUGGCCUGGCUUACACCGAGAAAUGCGUGGAGUGUGAGGCUAGAGGAAAGACCCUGAAGGGAGCCGCUGCAUUUAACUAUGUCUUGAAGCCAGCAGCCACCGGUGCUCUGAUCCUGGAGGCAACCACUACAGAGCUCAUUCAGUUCUCUCCUUUCAACAUCUUGAAUGGUGCUGCCCAAAUGGAAGCUAAGCAAGUCCUGAGCUUUGUGGAGAUUGAGAAGAUUCCAGUGGAGCCCAUCAAAGCUGAAUAUCUUCACCGUGGAUCCCUGCAGUACGAGUUUGGCAGCGAGCUUCUCCAGACACCCAUCCAGCUUCUGAGGAUCAGCAAUGCCGAGGCUCAGAUUGUUGAGACUCUGAACCACCUGGUGACCUACAAUGUGGCCAAGGUCCAUGAAGAUGCCCCUCUGAAGUUUAUUGAGCUCAUCCAGCUGUUGCGUGUGGCCAGAUUUGAGAGUAUUGAGGCUCUCUGGACUCGGUUCAAAGCUAGACCCGAUCACAGGCACUGGAUGCUGAAUGCCGUCCCCGCCAUUGGAACUCACACUGCUCUGAGGUUCAUCAAGGAGAAGUUCCUGAUUGGUGAGCUGACUAUUGCUGAAGUUGCUCAAGCUCUGCUGGCAUCUGUGCACAUGGUGACAGCUGACCUGGAAGCCAUUAAGCUUAUUGAGGGCCUGGCUAUGAACCGCCUCAUCCAAGAAAACCCAGUCCUGCGCGAGAUCGUCUUGCUGGGCUACGGCACUAUGGUUGCCAAAUACUGUGCACAGAAUCCAAUUUGCCCUGCUGAGCUUGUGAGGCCCAUUCAUGAACUUGCUGUCGAGGCUCUUGCCAAAGGUAAAGUUGAGGAGCUUAUCGUCCUUCUGAAAGUUCUGGGUAAUGCUGGACAUCCUGCCAGCCUUAAACCAAUUUUGAAGCUCCUGCCUGGCUUUGGAAGUGCUGCUACUAAUCUGCCACUCAGAGUUCACAUUGAUGCUGUUUUGGCUUUGAGGAACAUUGCAAAGAAAGAGCCCAAGAUGAUCCAAGAUAUUGCCAUUCAGCUGUUCAUGAGCAAGGCUCUGCACCCAGAGCUCCGUAUGGUUUCUGCUAUUGUGCUGUUUGAGACAAAGCUGCCCAUGGGUCUGGUGACCACUCUUGCUGAUGCCCUCUUGAAAGAAAAAAACCUGCAAGUCGUUAGCUUUGUCUACUCUUACAUGAAGGCCAUGACCAAGAACACUGCUCCCGACUUCGCUUCUGUUGCUGCGGCUUGCAAUGUUGCUGUGAAGAUCCUCAGCCCUAAAUUCGACAGACUGAGCUAUCGCUUCAGCAAAGCUCUCUAUGUGGAUGCCUAUCACAACCCCUGGAUGAUGGGUGCUGCCGCCUCUGCCUUCUAUGUUAACGAUGCUGCAACACUUCUGCCAAGAGCCAUCGUGGCCAAAGCUCGCACCUACCUUGCUGGAGCAUACGCUGAUGUUCUUGAGGUUGGAGUGAGAGCUGAAGGAGUCCAGGAAGCCCUUCUGAAAAUCAAGGAGGCUCCUGAAAAUGCUGACAGAAUCACCAAGAUGAAACAAGUUAUAAAGGCUCUUUCUGAGUGGAGGGCUCAUCCUUCCAGCCAGCCCCUGGGCUCUCUGUAUGUGAAAUUCUUUGGACAGGAAAUUGCAUUUGCCAACAUCGACAAAGCUAUUGUUGAUCAGAUCAUUGAGCUGGCCACUGGACCUGCACUUCACAGUUAUGGCAGGAAGGCUUUGGAUACCCUGCUGUCCGGCAUUGCUCUGCAUUAUGCUAAACCAAUGCUGGUUGCAGAGGUCCGUCGUAUCAUUCCCACCGCUGUUGGUCUGCCAAUGGAGCUGAGUUUCUACACAGCUGCUGUGGCUGCUGCAUCUGUUGAGUUCCAAGCUACUGUGACACCACCUCUGCCUGCGAACUUCCAUCCUGCUCAGCUUCUGAAGUCUGACGUCAACAUGAGGGCUGCAAUUGCUCCAAGUGUUUCCAUGCACACCUACGCAGUUAUGGGUGUGAAUACUGCUCUUAUCCAAGCCACCCUGGUGUCAAGAGCCAGAGUUCACACAAUUGUUCCUGCAAAGAUUGAGGCAAGAAUUGACAUGAUCAAGGGCAACUUCAAGCUUCAGUUGCUGCCUGUCCAGGGCAUCGAUAAGAUCGCAUCUGCAAUUGUUGAGACUUAUGCUGUUGCAAGAAAUGUGGAAGACCUCACAGCUGCCAAGAUCACACCAAUGAUUCCUGCUCAAGCCACACUACAGAUGUCAAGGGAGGCCUCUUCAAGGAUGUCAUCCUCAAUGGCUGAUGACGUUGUGAUGAUCUUUGUUUUACAGUCAGUAUCAUCUGAACUCAUUUCUCAACUGCCAAGAAAGAUUGUCAACAAACUGAAAUUCCCCAAGGGCUUUGACAAGAAAAUGUGUGCUGCAUUUGAAACCUUUGGAAUAAAGGCUUGCACUGAGAUUGAAUCCCGUAAUGCUGCCUUCAUCAAGGACUGUCCACUCUAUGCCAUCAUUGGAAAACAUGCUGUCUUGGUUGAGGUUGCUCCAGCUGCUGGACCAGUCAUCGAGAAGAUUGAAAUCGAGAUUCAGCUUGGAGACAAAGCGGCAGAAAAGAUCAUCAAAGUGAUUAAUCUGAGCGAGGAAGAGGAGAUUCUAGAGGACAAAAACAUCCUGAUGAAGCUCAGGAAAAUCUUGGUUCCUGGUCUGAAGAACAGCUCAGCUUCCUCCAGCUCCAGCAGCUCUCGUUCAAGCUCCUCCUCGUCUGUAUCAUCCCACCGCUCCAGCAGCUCCUCCAGCGAGCGUUCAAGCAGCUCCUCCAGCUCCUCUUCAAGCAGCCGUUCAUCUGCUCAGUCCAGCAGCAAGUCCAUGUCCAAGCAAAAGCUGCAUGACAUGAAGUUUACCAAGAACCACAUCCACCAGCAUGCCGUCUCCACAGCUCGUGCAAACAGCAAGAGCAGUGCCUACAGCUCAGAAGCUAUUUACAAUAAGGCAAAGUACCUGGCUAACACUGUUGCUCCUGCUGUGACUGUUCUCAUCCGUGCCGUGAGAGCCGACCACAAGGUUCAGGGAUACCAGAUUGCUGCCUACUUUGACAAAGCCACUGCCAGACUGCAGGUUAUCUUUGCCAACCUGGCUGAGAAUGACCACUUCAGAAUCUGUGCUGAUGGUGUGAUGCUAAGCAGCCACAAGCUGAUGGCCAAGAUCGCUUGGGGCACUGAAUGCAAGCAGUACGAGACUGAGAUCACAGCUGAAACUGGUCUUGUGGGUAAACAGCCUGCUUUCCGCCUGAAGCUGACCUGGGAAAAACUUCCAAAGAACAUGCAGCGCUAUGCAAAGGACCUCUCUGAGUACAUUGCCCGUAUUGCUCGCGAAGCCGGAGUCAGCCUGGCAAAGGUCAAGAAUGUUCGUAACCAGCUCAGACUGACUGUGGCUGUUGCAUCUGAAACCAGUCUGAAUGUUAUUCUGAAGACACCAAAGAAGACAAUUUACAAGCUUGGAGUGGGUAUCCCCGUUUCUCUGCCAAUGGGGGAAACUGCAGUUGAGUUGGAACCAUACCAGGAUAACUGGACUGAUAAGAUCAUCUACAUGCUCACCAAGGCUCAUUCGGCUGAGUGCACCAUGACCAAGGACACAGUGAUCACAUUUAACAACAGGAAAUACAAGAACGAGAUGCCUCACUCUUGUUACCAGGUCUUGGCUCAGGAUUGCACCCCAGAACUCAAAUUCAUAGUUCUGCUGAAGAGGGACCAAAAUCAGGAACAAAACCAGAUCAAUGUGAAGAUUGCAAACAUUGAUGUUGACAUGUAUCCAAAGGACGACGCCAUUGUGGUGAAGGUUAACGGAGUAGAAAUCCCCAUCAACAACCUGCCUUAUCAGCAUCCCGAAGGCACUAUUCAGAUCAGGCAGAAAGAAGAGGGUAUCGCUCUCCAUGCUCCCAACCAUGGUCUUCAGGAGGUCUUCCUCAAUGUGAACUCACUGAAGGUCAAAGUUGUGGACUGGAUGAGAGGCCAGACUUGUGGACUCUGUGGAAAGGCUGACGGGGAAAUCAGACAAGAGUACCGCACACCCAAUGAGCGCAUGUCAAAGAAUGCAGCCAGUUAUGCUCAUUCCUGGGUUCUGCCUGGAAAGAGCUGCCGUGAUGCCUCUGAGUGCUACAUGAAGCUUGCAUCUGUGAAGCUGGAGAAGCAGAUGAUCCUGCACGGUGAGGAGUCCAAGUGCUACUCUGUGGAGCCUGUGCUGCGCUGUCUGCCUGGCUGUAUGCCAGUGAGAACCACCACUGUCACUGUUGGCUUCCACUGCCUGCCUGCUGAUUCUAACAUGAACACCCCUGAGAGUCUGAGAAGUAUCUACCAGAAGAGCACUGACAUACAGGAAGAGGCAGAGGCUCACCUGGCCUGUCGUUGCAACGCUCAAUGCGUUUAAUCCAAACACCUUCAGGAACAAAAUGUGUUUUUUUCUGUUUUCUGCAAGUAUUAUCGGACUGUAUCAUA